Messenger RNA from Rotaria sordida, 354 nucleotides. NCBI's taxonomy places the organism in Eukaryota, Metazoa, Rotifera, Eurotatoria, Philodinida, Philodinidae. The record is from the annotation of a GenBank genome assembly.
AUGGCAUCAUCUAAGGAUCAAUUACUUUUGGAUAUUUAUUCUACACCAUUAACAAAUUUUAUUGUUGUAUCAUUAUUUGAAUUACGAUUAAUCGAUCCAUUUAUUGUCACAUUUCGAGCAUUAGCAAACAGAAAAACUAUUAGAAAUAAUUUAUUAAAACCAAAUACAUUAUUAUUAACAUCGUUAAAAUUCUUCGUACACUUAUAUAUAUUUGUAUUACCGGUAGUCGAAUCAAUUGUUUGUCUUCAUAUUGAAAAGAUGGUAGGAUUUGAAGAACAAUCAUUAAAUUCACAAUUAGUACCUAAAUAUUUACCAUUAAUUUUACAAAUAUUAUUAACAACGAAAAACAAAUAA